GGACCAUCUUCUGCAGAGGCAGGCAGGCAGGCAAUGCAGCGACGUUAGAAGGAAAAGGUGCUCUCCUCCCCCACCCCUUUUCUAGAGAAACCGACGAACCCCCCGAACUAUGCCAGCUACCCGUCGAGCGCGUCGCAGCACCAGCGCACGCGUCGACACCGAUGACGACGACGGCGAAGGGGCCUGGCCAGGCGCCGCCGAUGCUGAUGGCGAUGGCGAUGGCGACGGUGAAUUCCACGACGAGGAGCAGCAGCACUUUGAAAAUGCAGUAAUCGCUUCCGGCAGUUUCCACGGCAUGCGGCGCACGUCUCGCAACACAUCCGUCUCCAAUUCGGUUGCAGCAGCGGCAACAGCAGCUUCUUCGCCCGAGCACGGCGCGCUGCAAAAACCCAAGAUCAAAGUCAGCCUACGCAGAGCGACACGCAAUGCAUCCGGUGGAGCUGGCGGCGAGGAUGGUUACGCAGGCGCACCGCAUACCGCCGCCUCUGAAGCAGCAGAGGCAGAGUACGAGAACGGAUACAGUGUGCCGGCGGAGGGAGACGAAGAAGCUGCUGCAGCAGUAGCAGCAGCAGGCGGACAAGAACAAGAUUCCUCGCAAGGAGUUACGAAUGGGGCCACGACAAGGCGAAGCCUGCGGUCGAAUGCGACCAAAUCGGCCGUGCAGAAGGAUCAUGCUGACGGCACUUUCGAAGAUGAAGACCUUGACGCGCCUGGAGAGCCGUUUGAGGAAGAGGACCUCGACGAGAUCAUCCCGCAGGCGCGCACGACGCGUAGCGGGCGGCACACCAAGCGGCCCAGCAUCUUUGGCAACAACGUCACCUUCAGCGACGAGGACGAUGACGAUGAGGACGAAGACAGCGAUGAGAAGCCACGAAAAUCCGGGCGCACUUCACGCUCGCGUAGCAAAGGCGCCGGCGCUCGGAACCGCGGGCUUGGCGACUUUGUCGAGCAGGAUGAUGCGGACGACGUCGACGAUGACGCCACGUACGGCUCGUCGCGGCGGCGUGCGCGGGGCAGCAAUAACAACGGCAGUGCGCGAGGUAAGGCGGCUGAGCGCGUCGCGGCGCUCGCCAAGAAGCGUCGCGCGAACAUAAAGGGUAAGAAUGCUCGCUAUGCUGCGCGCCGACGCGCCUCCUCCCUCGCCGACGACGAUGGCGACUUUGAGAUGGACAACGACGAGGCUGAGGACACGCCAGAGGACGGCACGAGCCUGGACCUGCCUGAGGAUGACGAGGACGAGGAGGAAGAGGAGGAGGAAGGAGGCACGCAACAGAGUCAGGGCAUGCGCCUGCGCGCGCGCAAGGAGGUCAACUACGCGCUCCCCGCGCCGCCGCCUGUCCACGCCGGUUGCAGUCCGCGCGGAAAAAAGGGCGGCCCCCCCUCCGGGUCCUGGGGCGUAGCCAAUGGGACUCUCGGAGGGGGCAACGGUGGUCGCAGCAGUCGUGGAGGCGGCAGUGUCAUUGGCGCGGGGACCGGACUGGGCAGCGGCCGCGCGGCACCUGUGCGGCGGCACGGCUACGGCCGCGGGCGCAAGACGGGCUGGGACGCCCUUCCGGCGAGCAUGUCUGGGAAGGACCUCGCCGCACUCUUUGGCGAGGCGGACGAGGACUCGGACGAUAGCGAUGUGCCCAAGCAGAAAGCUGGCGGCCGAGGCGGACUGACGGCAACUGGCAUGCUCACGGGCGGCCUGCAGCCUGCGCCGACCAGCAAGUCGGGCCUCACCGGUGACCUGACGGGCACCGGCGCGACGGAUACGAUGGGCAAGCUUAAGAGCGGUGGCGACCCGCUGGCGGACAUCGACCCACUCGGGACGGACAUGCAGAUCGACUUCAACGCCGUCGGCGGGCUCGAUGCGCACAUCGAGCAGCUGAAGGAGAUGGUCACGCUGCCGCUCCUAUACCCGGAGCUCUUUCAACGCUUCAAGAUCACCCCCCCGCGCGGUGUCCUUUUCCACGGCCCGCCGGGGACCGGCAAGACGCUUGUCGCGCGCGCGCUCGCGGCCAGCUGCAGCUCCGAGGGCCAGCGCAUCUCGUUCUUCAUGCGCAAGGGCGCCGACGUCCUCUCCAAGUGGGUGGGCGAGGCAGAGCGCCAGCUGCGCCUGCUGUUUGAGGAGGCCAAAAACGCGCAGCCGUCCAUCAUUUUUUUUGACGAGAUCGACGGCCUCGCGCCCGUGCGUAGCAGCAAGCAGGACCAGAUCCACGCCUCAAUCGUCUCCACGCUCCUCGCACUCAUGGACGGCAUGGAUGGCCGCGGCCAAGUAGUCGUCAUCGGCGCCACAAACCGACCGGAUAGCGUCGACCCCGCGCUGCGCCGGCCCGGGCGCUUCGACCGCGAGUUCUACUUCCCCCUCCCGUCCAAGGAUGCGCGCCGCAAGAUCCUCGACAUACACACUAGCAAGUGGGACCCGCCCCUCCAUCCCGAGUUCAAGGACCGCCUCGCGGAGCUAACGAAGGGAUAUGGCGGCGCCGACAUGCGCGCGCUCUGCACCGAGGCGGCGCUCAACGCCAUCCAGCGGCGGUAUCCGCAGAUCUACCAGACCACAGAUCGGCUGCUGCUUAAGCCCGAGAGCGUCACGGUCGAGGCCAAGGACUUUAUGAUGUCUAUUAACAAAAUUGUACCCUCAUCGGCUAGGUCGGCUUCUUCGGCAGCUGCGCCCUUGCCCAAUCAUCUAAAACCUCUCCUAUCCCAAAUUACGCAGCAAGCUUGUGCUGCGCUCGACAAGAUCCUGCCAGAAACGUCAAAGAGAACUGCUCUCGAAGAAGCGUUAUGGGAAGACGCUCCGGCAGCAAGAGAGCAAGCCAGUACUUCGACCGAUGUAGAAUCAGCAGCAACAGGGCCUGCAACUAUAUCCGACUACGGCUUUGGGCGAGAAAUGCUGCUUCAGUCCUUUCAGAACAUGCGCGUCUUUCGACCUCGCUUACUCGUUCAUGGGCGGAAUGGUAUGGGUCAGCGAAUAGUCGGCGCAGCCAUGCUGCAGCAUCUCGAAGGCUACCAUGUGCAGUCGAUCGAUGUUGCCACACUUAUGGGCGACAGCACGCGCACGCCGGAAGCGUCAGCGAUCCAACUCUUCACUGAAGCGAAACGACACAAGCCAAGCGUGCUGUUCAUUCCUGGCUUGGCUCACUGGGCCAAGACCGUUUCCGAAAGUGUCCGCAGUACCGUCAAAGCUCUUUUAGACGGACUGUCUCCAUCGGAUCCGGUGCUGCUGCUCGGCAUCUCCGAGGCGCCGCUUUCGCAGCUCCCGCGGGAUGUACGCUCAUGGUUCGGCCUUCUGCGCGAGAACCGCAUCGAGAUCACUAGACCAAGCUGCAAACAGCGCGAAGAAUUCUUCAGAGAGGUCAUAGAGCAUGUCUCGCGUCGCCCGACCGAUUUCCCUGAUGCUGUGCCCCGCAGGAAAAAAGUGCUUGAAAAGCUUCCUAUCGCGCCACCGCGUCCACCGCGAGAGCCGACAGCUGCGGAGCUGCAGCAGCAAGCGGAGAACGAUGCACGGCUCCUCGAACAUCUCAAGUAUCGCCUUGGACCCGUCCUGAAUGAACUGAGAAAGAAAUAUAAGGUGUUCACAAAGGAUGUUUGGGACGAAUACAAUUUCCAAUACCUGACGGACAACUUCAAGCAUUGGAAAGGAAAAGGCAGCUGGAUCUUCAUGUUGCCAUAUGAGCGGACAGAGGAGCAGAUUGAAGAGCUUCGGCGAGCAAGGGCUGCUGCGGCAGCGACUGCGGCCGAGGUGGCAAUAGCUCCGGAAGAACCAGCGGCUCGUGAGGGUCCUACCGUGAAUGGGCAUGCGGAUCCCAACGAGGUCCAAGCCGGUGCAGCCAACAACUCUGGAGCAGUCGAUGUCAGCAUGAGAGGCCCAGAGCCUGCUGACGUUGGCAAAGUGGAACCAGACGCUGCUGGCCCCGCUCCAGAGGAAGAAGAGGAAGACCUGAGGAUAUCCUGGGAGAACACAACCCUGUGGACUAUGUCCCUCGAGAAAAUGCAGAAAAAGCUCUAUUAUGACGCCUACUACUGUGUUUCCGACUUCCUCGAUGAUCUUCAAAAAGUGGUCCACAAUGCGGAGGCAGCCGAGUCGGUCGACGCGGAGCGAGCGGUCAAGGCGCGUCAGAUGGGCAACUUGGCACACAUCAUGCUCGAUCAAUUUGUCGACCCCGCUUUCCGAGCCGAGUGCGAGCUCAUGGCAGUGCGCAACAAAGCGCGUGAAGAAGAUGCAAGGAAAGCGGCUGAGAAUGUUAAUGGCCAUAAGCGAAGGGAAGCACGCAGACUCUCGGGCCCCGUCGUGCAAGAGCGACACAGUGCCCGACAAGCAGGUGAGCAACCGCAACAUCGGUACCCGGUCGAUGUGACAAAAAUCGAGAGGGAGGCGAAUCUCGAGCGCAAGCGCACGCGUGAUAGCGGGUCAGACUGUUCAAGGAGCCACGAUUCCACAAGGGGCCAGAAACGAGCUAAGACAUCAGAUGCCAAGAGGGACGCCGUCGCUCCAGGGACACUUGCACCUUGCGUGCCCCCAGUCCUGCCAUUCGAGGCGGCAAGCGCCUUGGAGCCGACAGUGGUCGCUGGCGCUUCCGCACGCGUCGACAACCAGGCCCCAAUGACGCCAUCCGCAGCAGAGUUGCUUAUGGACAUCAACCAGCUCUUAUCAUCGAACCCUGCAGAUGUUCCUGUCGCUGGUACGGCUCCACUUGUCGCGCAAGCGGUAGGAGCUACAGCAUCACCGGCUCUAUGUCUUAUCAAUCAGCCUCCAUUCGACAACUUAAAAGUCGUGCCUGGCACGGCCGCACACCUCGAACUUGUACCGCAGCAGACCGCACCGUCUCUACCUGAGCGCGGACUCAGCCCAGCGCCCAAAGAGGUUGAGUCGGAACCAGUGCUGGAGCCGGAGCCCGAACCACCCGUCGUACAUCCACCCUUUCAUCUCACGGCCGCAUCCAAACAAGCCCUGCAGCGCGAUUUAAUCGCUCAAACAGAGGGAAUGAGCAUUGAAGAGCUGGUUCAAGUACGGGCCGCAUGCUUCGAUGCCAUCUGGCGCAGUCGCUCGCAGUGGAAUCGGGAGGGGCUGGUGUUGGAGUUAAUGGACAUAGUAAAGGAAAUGGCCUCCAUGGCUGGCCAGACUGAUGAAGAGGACGAGCAAAUGUAGCAUACAUUGUUGGAAGCCAACCACGAUGCAUGAGUGUCCUCGCAUCACAUU
This is a messenger RNA of Tilletiaria anomala UBC 951, 5182 nucleotides long. RefSeq names its product AAA-domain-containing protein. The transcript is spliced from 4 exons. Gene Ontology annotation, biological process: positive regulation of transcription by RNA polymerase II. Bases 110 to 5131 code for a protein of 1673 amino acids. Gene Ontology annotation, cellular component: nucleus. The record is from RefSeq and is a predicted model, not a curated record. Lineage: Eukaryota; Fungi; Basidiomycota; Exobasidiomycetes; Georgefischeriales; Tilletiariaceae. Gene Ontology annotation, molecular function: chromatin binding; histone binding; ATP binding.